This is a messenger RNA of Brassica napus (rape), 441 nucleotides long. RefSeq lists its product as uncharacterized. The transcript has a single exon. NCBI's taxonomy places the organism in Eukaryota, Viridiplantae, Streptophyta, Magnoliopsida, Brassicales, Brassicaceae. The record is from RefSeq and is a predicted model, not a curated record. Bases 1 to 441 code for a protein of 146 amino acids.
AUGUACGUUUGUGCUCGGUGUGUCUACGUAGUCCAUAAAGAUUGUGUCUAUCACCCUUAUGUCAUAAGAAUAUCUCGUCACCACCACCGUGUCUCCUUUACCUCCUCUCCUCCAUCAAAAAAAUUGAUUUGCGGGGUGUGUCGUCGAAAGGUCGACAGCAGUUAUGGAGCAUACGCUUGCAAUAAGUGUGAUGACUAUUUUGUUCAUACAAAAUGCGCAUUGAGGAAAGACUUGUGGGAUGGGAAAGAGCUAGAGGGAAUACCUGAAGAACCUGAGAUGGUUGUUGAGCCAUUGGAGAGGUUUAGUGAUGGAGUAAUACUUCAUUUUUCUCAUGAUCAUCGUCUGAAACUCGAGAUCAGUGGAGCUUACGACGAAGAAAAGUUUUGUCAAGCGUGCAGCCUUCCAAUCUACGAGGGUAGUGUUGGGAAAGAUAGCGGAUAA